Molecule: messenger RNA, 2931 nt
Organism: Colletotrichum destructivum
Lineage: Eukaryota; Fungi; Ascomycota; Sordariomycetes; Glomerellales; Glomerellaceae
Product: Putative SET domain-containing protein
Exons: 2
Coding region: 799-2928 (709 amino acids)
Molecular function (GO): protein binding
Source: RefSeq, a predicted model, not a curated record
UGAUGCCACACCCACCAUCAUCCAUCCACCCACCCACACAACACACACACACUCUCACACUCGCACACACGCACACUCUCACACUCGCACACACGCACACACGCGCACACCUCUUAGGCCUAGGUACUCUGGUACUCAAGCCAUCCAUCAUAAGAGACACCUGCUCUGGCACAACUCUACCCCACCUCCAGAGCACGAAGAGUACCAAGGUGGACCCUGAAUAUCUAGUCUAUCUCCCACUGCUGUUCUCUUCUGUUCUGUUGUCCUUCUCCGCCAUUAAAGCAGUGCCAGCCCUCCCACACACACAACUCGACGGGUCAACGUUGAUGGCUGGUGCCGCUUUGCCUACUACCUACAACCACAACAACAAUAACAACAACACCACCCACCUACGCCGAAAGCAGGCCCAGUCAUGAUACCUAUUGAUCAGCCGUUUGACUACGAAAGAGACAAGCUCUGGUCCGUCUCUCUUUAGGUUGUCUCUCUCUCUCUCACACGUUUCCCACGCUCUUUUUUCCCCGCCGCCGCACUACCGCUGCCGCCCUUCUGCGCCCCUCCUCCGCGCCGCCCCGUUGUCAGCUUUUCUUGGGGUUUCCUCACCGGCCAUCUCUCUCUCUCUUUCUCUCUCUCUCUCUCUGACAUGCCCACCGUCGAAAACUAGUAGUUUUGGCUCUGCAGUGCGAACAACAAAAGGACGGUUUUUAUUCCUCCCCAUCCCCACCUCCCCUCCUCGAACGACUACAACGACCAAGUCUGUCCUUCUUUUUCUCUCUUCAUCCCGUACAGCCAACGGGGAACAUGGCAUCCCCCGAACAGCAGCUGGAUACUCUGAGAGAAAGCCUUAGCCGCGUGAUUUUGGACCAGCUCGCGGAAACCUUGCGGGAUUAUUCGUCCGGUAACCUGGCGAACCCGGUGCUUCGGUUUGAGGCCUUCAUCCAGGAUGGCGAGCCUGGGACGCAGGGCCAUUCCCCCCGCUCUGCCGUAGUUUCGAAAAUGGUAGACCUGUCCGGCAUUAUAUCACAAAGCACAACCAACAGCCCGAAAGCGAGUAGCAUCGGAAGAGAACAUGCCGAGAACACGACGCCUCCGGCCGUCCUGCCACAGAUGUUCCCGGACGACCGCCCGGCGAGUAGCAGCAGCCGGUCCAUGUCCCUCGUCCGAGGAACCCAAAGAACGCCGUCCCUCGGGCCGCUUCCCCUGCCGCUGCCACCACCACCGCCGCCACCGCCGCAGCUGCCGCAGCUGCCGCAUCACCAGUACCAUCAGACUCAGUAUCAUCACCCGUCCCCCGAGCCCUCCGAGAUGGUCGUCGGGCUGGGAUCGCAGCCUCGGAGAGGAACGGGGGCCCUGCGGCCUGUCAGGGCCGGCUCCGGGCGAGUGCUCGAGGAGGAGGAGGAACCGGACAGCCAGCGGCGCAUGCAGGUGGCGAGCAACUUCCCAAAACGCGCAAAGACGGCCGCGUCAUUAUCGUCGGGGGGCGGCCCCAUCUUCGUGCCGCAGCAGUCGUCCAUUGAGAAGUUCGUCGUCAGCAUCUGGGAGCAGAUCCACGGCGGCAUCAGCCUCGAUCCUCAGAGCCUCCUCGAGCAGUGGCAGCUGACGGCGACGGCGGCAACGGCGACCAUCAACAACGCCGGCAAGAUCCACGUGCCGGAGCAGCUCGAGCUCGGCCUGCUUCAGGCGCCGACGGCCGACGGCCUAGGGUUGCUCGGACCCGGCUCCGGUUCCGGUAACACGACGACGACGACGACGGCGGCGCUCGCCGAGAUCGACAUGGAGGGCACCUUCAACCGCAGCAACAUCUUCUGCCGCAAAGUGACGCAGGCGAGCCGGGCGUGCCGGUCGAUCGAGGUGAUUGUGCAGGCGCGGUGGAUCGAGCACUUUGACUCGUACGUCGAGCUGCUGGCCAUGACGAACCCGGGCAUGUCGCCGACGAAGCGGCGCAAGGCGGCGCUCAUCGAGGCGUGCAACGACUUUGGCUGGUCGGAGAAGGAGCUGCGCAACAAGAUGGCCAUCUGGCGCGGGUACAAGGAGAUCAAGGACGCGGGCGGGUGGGCGGCGCUCGUCUUCGCCGGCAUGGGCCUCUACCGGUUCUGCAAGUACCGCGUCGGCUUCAACACGGAGAGUAUGCAGCGGCUGCGGUGCCUCCGCCCCCGGAUCGAGGUCGCCGCCGACACGCUGCACCCGACGUGGCGGCAGCUGCUCAUGAUCGUGGGCGAGCCGGCGCACCGGCGGUUCUCCGGGCACCCGCACGACUGGGUGGUCCGGCAGGACGGGUCGGACCCGGUGCCGCUGCGGUCGACGUACCUCGAGUACGACCCCUACUUCAGCUUCGAGCAGCUCGAGCACUCCGUCAUGGACAUGAGCGCCUGGGGCUCCGACGACCCGCGCUGGGUGCCGCCCAUGAACACGGUGGCCUGCGUCCAGGGGAAGCACACGUGCCACUCGUGCGGCCAGGAGCAGUCCGAGGACCCCAAGGUCAACUCGUGCUACUGCUUCCCGACCCUGUUCGGCUCCGGCAGCCGGAGCCCGUGUCCCGUGCAGGUGUUCCGGACGCCCGACGGCCGCAACAACGGGCUGAUGGCGCUCUGCCCCUUCGAGCGCGGCGCCGCCAUCGGCGAGUUCGUCGGGCUCGUCACCAAGGACCUGCAGAACAUGGACGUCAUGGACAGCUCGACGGGCGUGCGGGCCUACCAGAUCUGGCAGGGCCGCCAGGGCAACUUUACGCGCUUCGUCAACCACAGCUGCAAGGCCAACGCGCAGUUCCAGCAGUUCGUGUGGAUGAGCACCCAGCGCAUCGUCCUCGUGAGCAAGGGCAUCGAGGCCGGCCGCGAGGUCACGGUCGACUACUCGGGGAGUUACUGGCGCGGCCUCGACAAGGACUGCCUCUGCGGGGAGUCGUGCUGUCGGUACCGAGGCACGCCAAGAUGAGGC